Molecule: messenger RNA, 1371 nt
Organism: Penicillium angulare
Lineage: Eukaryota; Fungi; Ascomycota; Eurotiomycetes; Eurotiales; Aspergillaceae
Exons: 2
Coding region: 1-1371 (456 amino acids)
Biological process (GO): amino acid transmembrane transport
Cellular component (GO): vacuolar membrane
Molecular function (GO): amino acid transmembrane transporter activity
Source: RefSeq, a predicted model, not a curated record
AUGUCUUCGAAGCCCAAGGAUGUCGGCGAGCCAUUCGCCCAGGACGGAUACGCUCACGAUGGGUUUGGCGAUAUGAGCGACCGUGAGAGACAGGUGUACCAGGGUGGCAUUCAGAAAUUCAACCAGCUUGGCUGGAAGCAACUUACGAUUGUUCUGAUCGUUGAAGCUGUCGCUCUGGGAACCCUCUCGAUCCCAUCCACCUUUGCGACUCUGGGUAUGGUAGCCGGUGUGAUCUGCUGUGUUGGCAUCGGUCUUAUUGCCGUCUACACUAGUUAUAUCAUCGGUCAGGUCAAGGUCAAAUUUCCUCAUAUCUCGAACUACCCUGAGGCAGGCAGACAGAUGUUUGGUCGCAUUGGCUAUGAAGUUGUUUAUAUGAUGCUGUGUCUGGAACUUCUUUUGUCAGCUGGCUCGCACUGUUUGACUGGAACUAUCGCCUUCGUCAACAUCACUAAUAGCGACAUCUGUACCUUGGUAUUCGGUGUUGUCUCCAUGAUCAUCCUACUUAUUUUCGCCAUCCCGCCCAGCUUCUCCGAGAUGGCUGUUUUGGGCUACGUCGACUUUGUCUCUAUUAUUAUUGCCGUCGGUAUCACUAUUAUCGGAACCGGUAUCGAGUCCAACAACUCUAUUGGCCUCUCUGCUGUGAACUGGUCUGCCUGGCCAAAGGACGGCCUGACCUUCUCCGAGGCUUUCAUUGCCCUCUCCAACAUCAUCUUCGCCUAUAGUUUCGCUCUCUGCCAAUUCUCCUUCAUGGACGAGAUGCACACUCCUACUGACUUCCCCAAGUCGAUCUGGGCUCUUGGUCUGAUGGAGAUCUUCAUCUACACCGUUACUGGCGCUCUCGUGUAUGCUUUCGUUGGCCAGGACGUCCAGAGUCCCGCACUUCUCUCCGCAGGCUCCCUGCUCAGCCGUAUCGCAUUCGGAAUUGCUCUCCCGGUCAUUUUCAUCAGUGGAUCGAUCAACACCGUCGUCCUGGGCCGUCUUAUCCACGGUCGUAUGUUCAAGGGUUCCAAUAUCCGCUUUAUCAACACGAAAAUGGGCUGGAUUACCUGGCUCGCAGUGGUGACUGUUCUCACUGUUUUGGAGUUUGUAGUUGCAGAGGUUAUUCCUUUCUUCGACGAUUUGUUGUCGGUGAUUUCGUCGCUUUUCGUGUCCGGAUUCACCUUUUACUUCCCCGCAAUUAUGUGGUUUAUGUUCAUUCGCAACGGUAGCUGGACUGCCAAGGAGAACAUUCUGCUGACAGUGGUGAACUCUAUUAUCUUCAUCAUUGGUUUGAUUGUGUUGGUUGGCGGUACUUACUCUAGCGUUGUCGAUAUUAUUAAUUCCUAUGCCAGUGGUACUGUCGGAGGUGUGUUCUCCUGCAAGUCCACCUAA